UUUACCCCCCAAACCCCCUUUCCCCCCCAUAUGCGCCGUGGGGUGCGGACGUCCCCUCUUGGGGGGCAGGAGGUUGGGGGCCCCCUUUACAGCCUCCGGGUCCUCCAAGAAGGUUUCAACCACCCUCGAGCCGACGGUUCCUUCCACGCCGACGGCUCCAUCACCUUAAUCCGGGGGGGCCCCAUCACCGCCGUAGUGGACACCGGGGGCCCUUGGGCCCGCAGCCACCUUCUCCGACUCUUGGCCCGUCAAGGCUUGUCCCCUGACCAGGUCACCCACGUCAUUUGCACCCACGGUCACUCCGACCACGUGGGCAACGUCAACCUCUUCCCUGGCGCCGAUUUGUUGGUGGGCUUCGAUUUGAGUCGUGGUUAUGGGUUCUACCAACCCAACCCGUUGGUGAAUGGGGUUCCGUACGUUCUUCACCCCGGUCACCUCGAGGUGGUGCCCACGCCGGGUCACACCAUGAACCACGUGAGUUUGGUGGUGAGAGAAACCACCGUAGGGACCGUGGUGGUGGCCGGAGAUUUGUUUGAGAAAGAAGAAGACGAGGAAGAGUGGAGAGCGUUGAGCGAAGACCCAACGCGGCAAGAGAAGAGCCGUCGAUGGGCCUUGGAGGUGGCCGAUGUCAUCGUGCCGGGCCAUGGACCUCCUUUCCGGGUCUUCAGGGAGUGGGGACGCGGUGAAGCUCCUUGGGGUGAUGGUGGUGAUGAUGAUGAUGAAGGUGGAGAAGGUCCCAAAGGACCUGGGGGUGUCCUUGGAGGAGGUGGAAGACCUGAACGGGGCCCCAAAGAGGAGCUGGAGGUGACACCGAGUGGGGACAGAGGAUGAGAUGGGACAACCUGGAGGAGGGAGGUGGAACAUCUGGAGGUGGAGGAGGAGGAGGAGGGGGCUGGAGGCAACCCUGAGGUCUUGGAGACACCAGGAGGUGGUCCCGAGGGACAGAAAAACCCUCGAGGUGGCCCCAAAGCCCUUGAGGUGGCCCCAAAGCCCAGGAGGCAACUCCGGGGGACAGAAGAACCUCAAGGUGACGCCAAAGCCCUCGAGGUGACCCCGAGGGACAGAAGAACUCCAAGGUAGCCCCAAAGCCCUUGAGGUGGCCCUGGGGACAGAAGAACCUCAAAGUGGCCCUGCGGGACAGAAGAACCUCGAGGUGACCCCAAGGGAUAGAAGAACCUCGAGGUGAAUCCUGAGGGACAGGAGGUGGCUCUCAGGGACAGAACCUUGAGGUGACCCCGAGGCACAGAAGAACCUUGAGGUAACCCUGAGGGACAAAGAACCUCAAGAUGACCCCAAAGCCCUCGAGGUGACCUUGAGAGACAGAAGAACCCCGAGGUGACCCCAAAGCCCUUGAGGUGACCUUGAGGGACAGAAGAACCUCGAGGUGACCCCAAAGCCCUCAAGAUGACCUUGAGGGACAGCAGAACCACCCCCAGGUCUUUUAGACCCUUCCAGAAGUCUCAAAACCAAAGGAUUUUGGGAAAAACCUUUCGGAUCCCCUUAUUUUUUGGGGGGGCAGCACUUUUGCGGGGGCUCUGGGACCCCCUUUUUUGGAAGGGGGAA
Molecule: messenger RNA, 1563 nt
Organism: Cuculus canorus (common cuckoo)
Lineage: Eukaryota; Metazoa; Chordata; Aves; Cuculiformes; Cuculidae
Gene: MBLAC1
Product: metallo-beta-lactamase domain containing 1
Exons: 1
Coding region: 31-831 (266 amino acids)
Source: RefSeq, a predicted model, not a curated record